This is a messenger RNA of Ostrea edulis (European flat oyster), 1134 nucleotides long. Its product is annotated as paraneoplastic antigen Ma3 homolog. The transcript has a single exon. Gene Ontology annotation, molecular function: zinc ion binding; nucleic acid binding. The record is from RefSeq and is a predicted model, not a curated record. NCBI's taxonomy places the organism in Eukaryota, Metazoa, Mollusca, Bivalvia, Ostreida, Ostreidae. Bases 1 to 1134 code for a protein of 377 amino acids.
AUGGAUAAGGCAGGUAGAGAGAAAACAAUAGAGGAAUCUGAUUUAACUGAGACAGAACUUAAGGAGUUAAAUGAGGCAUUUAAAGCAUUAGGUGUAAAACCAAAGACAAAGUCUGCUGCAGAACUUAGACAAUGGAUGGUUAGCUAUGCUAAAUGGACCACACCUGAAUAUCGACGAUCAGAAGAAACAUUUAAGCGAGAGUCUGCAUCAAGUGAACCUCUGGGUGCUACAAGUAGUCCCCAUGUGACAAAACACAUUACUCCACUCCAUGCACCUAAAUUGCCAGUUUUCUCGGGAGAUAAGAAAGGAGAUACCUCUUAUGACUUGUGGCGCUAUGAAGUCAAAUGUUUAAUGAAGGACGAUGUUAGUGCUGCAACAAUUCUACAAAGUAUUAGGAGAUCAUUGCGUUCAGGAGCAUCAAGGGUUCUAAUGCGCCUUGGUACAGAUGCAUCAAUUGAGGAAAUCCUUCACAAAUUUGACAGCGUAUAUGGCAUAGUAGAUGAUAAUGAGAACUUGUUAUCACAAUUCUAUAGUGCAUCACAGAAGGAAAAUGAGGAUGUAUCUGAAUGGAGUUGUAGACUAGAGGAUCUGCUAGACAAAGUCAUUCAGAGAGGAGAGAUAACUCCUACAAAUACAGAUCAGAUGCUGAGAAACAUGUUUUGGAAUGGCCUGUCGGAGAAGUUAAAAGAUAUUACAGGUCACAUCUUUAAAGAGUGUGGAGAUUUUGACCAACUUAGGCUAGCAAUAAGGAAAGUAGAGCAGGACAAGUUGAGAAAGAAAGACAUUGUUAAGAAAGCAACAAUAAACCAGGCGAUGCCAAGUAAUACACAGAUAGACGAGUUGAAGGCUAUGAUACAGAGCAUGAGCACUAAGAUGAAUGAGAUGAGAAAGGAAAUUAAUGAAGUACGCACUAGAUAUCAAGGAGAGAGACAUAAAUCAGAUCAAGGGAAUUAUAGUCGAGGCAAAGAUAAACAGCAAGGAAAAGACAUAACAUGCUUCAAAUGUGGUCAGAAAGGACACGUGGCAGUAGGAUGUAGAGUUCGACUUGACCACAAGAAAGAUUUAAACUCCAAAGGGCCUACAUCGAGACGCGGACGUCAGGCUACAAGACAGAACAGCGUCAACCAGGACUAA